Molecule: messenger RNA, 2804 nt
Organism: Sturnus vulgaris (Common starling)
Lineage: Eukaryota; Metazoa; Chordata; Aves; Passeriformes; Sturnidae
Gene: FHIP2A
Product: FHF complex subunit HOOK interacting protein 2A
Source: RefSeq, a predicted model, not a curated record
GGACAGCCGGAGCCUCGGCAGCCGCCGCCGCGCAGCCGGCGGUGUCAGUGCCACGGUGUCCGCCGGGGAGCAAGAGGCAGCGCCGGCGCCCGCCCGCCCGAUCCCCGCGGCCAGGCCCCCGCAUGCAGCCCUCACCCUGGAGCGGCGGCGGCGGCGGAUCGAGGAGCUCUCGAGGUCCUCCCGGCAGCGGCUGCUGCAGUCGCGGGACAGGAUGUUCUCCAAGUUCACCUCCAUCCUGCAGCACGCCGUGGAGGCGCUUGCACCUUCCCUUCCAUUACAAGAAGAUUUUGUUUACCACUGGAAGGCAAUCACCCAUUACUACAUAGAGACCUCAGAUGACAAAGCUCCUGUGACUGAUACCAACAUUCCCUCUCACCUGGAGCAGAUGUUGGAUAUUCUAGUUCAAGAAGAAAAUGAGAGGGAAUCGGGUGAAACAGGACCAUGUAUGGAAUAUUUGCUACAUCACAAGAUUUUGGAGACACUCUACACACUAGGAAAAGCUGAUUGUCCUCCAGGAAUGAAACAGCAAGUUCUGGCUUUUUAUACAAAACUUCUUGGAAGAAUACGGCAGCCUCUUCUUCCCCACAUAAAUGUGCAUAGGCCAGUGCAGAAAUUAAUCAGACUGUGUGGUGAGGUUCUGGCAACACCAACAGAAAAUGAAGAAAUUCAGUUUCUCUGUAUAGUAUGUGCAAAGCUGAAACAGGAUCCGUACCUGGUCAACUUCUUCCUUGAGAAUAAGUUAAAAGCAAUGGCUCUCCAAGGAUCAGCAAGUGUAAUCACAGAAGACAUGAUAAAAGACCACGAGUCUGUGACAACAGACACGGGACAGCCUGGCCAGCCUGAGGAGACGCCUGGUGCUGCUGGAGCUGAGCACAUGGAGAACGAAGAUGAGCUCCCACAGCAGGCAGAGGAGCUCUCGUUCAGUCUGGAUGAACUCAAUGUCACAUCAUCACCUGAGUCCUCCACUGCUUGUCCAAACCAAGACUAUAAUUUAGUGAAUUCUCUACUAAACCUCACUAAAAGUCCUGAUGGCCGGAUAGCAGUGAAGGCCUGUGAAGGUCUCAUGCUUUUGGUGAGUUUGCCAGAACCAGCAGCUGCCAAGUGCCUGACUCAAAGCACUUGUUUAUGUGAAUUGUUGACAGACAGGCUGGCCACCCUCUACAAAGCCUUGCCUCAGUCACUGGAUCCCUUAGACAUUGAAACAGUGGAGGCAAUUAACUGGGGCUUGGAUUCCUAUAGCCACAAAGAAGAUGCAUCUGCUUUUCCAGGGAAAAGAGCAUUGAUUUCGUUUCUUUCUUGGUUUGACUACUGUGAUCAACUCAUCAAAGAAGCACAAAAGACGACUGCUGUUGCUAUGGCAAAAGCUGUGCGGGAACGAUUCUUCAUUGAUGUUAUGGAACCUCAGCUGAUGCAAACUUCAGAGAUUGGAAUCCUCACGUCAACUGCACUGUUGCACCGCAUUGUUCGUCAGGUGACUUCAGAUGUGCUGCUGCAGGAGCUGGUGUAUUUUAUACUUGGGGAGCAGAGAGAGCCAGAAACAUUGGCAGACAUCAACAGGCAUCCAUUGCGACACAGGCUGAUCGAGCACUGUGAUCACAUUUCUGAUGAGAUCAGCAUAAUGACUUUACGAAUGUUUGAGCACCUUUUGCAAAAACCCAACGAGCACAUUCUUUAUAAUUUGGUUCUGAGAAAUUUGGAAGAAAGAAACUACAUGGAAUACAAGCCUCCCUGUCAAGAAGAUAAAGAUGUAGUAGAGAAUGGACAGAUUGCUGGAGCAGUAGAUCUGGAGGAAGAUCCAUUAUUUACUGAUCUGUCUCCAGAUAACACAUUGUCAGCUCAGGAGUGGCUCAGUGCUUCUCCACCUGUCAGUCCAGAACAUCCAAAAAAUGAUGGGAAGACUGAAGUUCAUAAAAUUGUAAAUAGUUUUCUCUGUCUUGUACCUGAUGAAGCAAAGUCAUCAUACCAUGUGGAGGGUACAGGUUAUGAUACUUACCUCAGAGAUGCCCACAGACAAUUCCGGGAUUAUUGUGUUAUUUGCUUACGGUGGGAGUGGCCUGGAUCUCCCAGAUCUUUGGAAAAGUGCAAUUUAGAAGCGUCAUUUUUUGAAGGACACUUCUUGAAAGUCCUGUUUGAAAGAAUGGGCAGGAUUCUUGAUCAGCCCUAUGAUGUAAAUUUGCAAGUUACGUCAGUGUUGUCCAAACUGUCCCUGUUUCCCCAUCCUCAUAUACACGAAUACCUUUUGGAUCCUUACGUCAACCUUGCCUCUGGCUGCAAGUCUCUCUUCUCUGUGAUUGUCAGGGUCGUUGGGGACCUCAUGGUUAGAAUCCAGCGCAUCCCAGAUUUCACUCCCAAACUUCUGCUGGUCAGAAAACGCCUGCUGGGCUUGGAGCCGGAAGGGCCCAUCAUUGACCACAUGACGUUACUAGAGGGCGUGAUUGUGCUGGAAGAGUUCUGCAAGGAGCUGGCGGCCAUCGCCUUUGUCAAGUACCACACCUCAGCCACGCCCUGAGCUGCCCCGGGCCGAGCCACCCCCGCCCCGGGCUGGGCUCAGCCCCAGGGACACCGACAGCACCCAGAGACACGGUGGAGCCUCCGGCCAAGUGCAGGGGAUGUUUGGAAGACAAGUUCCUUUCACCAGAUGUUGAGAUUGCAAAUGGACUUGGAAUAUGAGCAAAGACGUUUGGGGAGAAACCAAUACACAGCAUUUCUAGCCACUGUGUGAAGAGCUGCAAAAGCUGCAUGAAGAACCACAGACAUCAGGCCUUGAUUAUUCUGAUGACAAUGUUUAGAGAGUUUGGGCUCUU